This is a messenger RNA of Daldinia decipiens, 1847 nucleotides long. Its product is annotated as 1-acyl-sn-glycerol-3-phosphate acyltransferase. NCBI's taxonomy places the organism in Eukaryota, Fungi, Ascomycota, Sordariomycetes, Xylariales, Hypoxylaceae. The record is from RefSeq and is a predicted model, not a curated record. Gene Ontology annotation, molecular function: 1-acylglycerol-3-phosphate O-acyltransferase activity. Gene Ontology annotation, cellular component: endomembrane system. The transcript has 3 exons. The coding region runs from base 604 to 1506 and encodes 300 amino acids.
CCAAGUGUAAAAACACCUCUAUUAUCUAUAUAGAACCCCGGAUACUAAAGAAGUAGUAGUCAAGGAUAAAUAACCCCUAGUUCCAUCUUGACCGCCAAUCUGAGGUCAAAGGUGAAGAUCCAGUGAAGCAAGAUCUCUUCGACUACCCAAGGCAGUAAUCCCAUUGCCCAACCCUUUAGAACGGAAUGUCUCAAGCUGUGCCUCCAACUGUGAGACCGCUGACGUAUGUAAAUUGAUCAACACCAUCUACUGUAGACCGUUUGACGUAUAUCCAUGGACCUAUGAUAUCCUCAUUAUAAACUCUUCACGGGAAUAUUCUCUCUGUUCUCUCUGAUCCGAGUGUAGCAUCGCUUUGAAAGAUCGCCAGCUCGAAAUCUGGCGCUUAGCGGGUCCUGAUCCUUGAAACAACGUGUACAUAAAGAAAGCUGCCGAGAUCAUCGUUUAUAACUCGGGAUUGGUACCGAAGUUCGAUGAAAGAUUAACUAGGUCGUUAACCAUUGCUUCAAUUCUGCCGUUUUGCAUCCACAUCCAAGCUCAGAUCAACUACCGCUCCGCUCUACUAGUAUCUGCUAUCUACCUACACUACAUGCAGGUCCCGCGGCCAUGUUAAAAGGACCUUCCGCCAACCUGAGGGGUGUCGUGCUAGUGGCCCCCUGGGUCGUUUACCUUGCGGUGUGCGAUGUAGUGCUGUCUCUACUGCUGGUAGUGAAGAUAUUCGCACCGGAUUUUGUCUACAGCGCAUCAUGCCGCAUUGCAUACUCCGUGUGGAAGUGGAUCCAGUUUAUCUUUGAGAAUUGCAACGGUGCUCGGAUCACCAUCUCAGGAGACCGAUUGCCCACCAAGGAGUCGGCUGUUGUCGUCUCGAAUCAUGUUACGUGGGCCGACUUUUACCUGAUCCAAAGCCUGGCCCUGCGAUCGGAGAUGUUGGGGCAAUGCCGAUGGUUUGCGAAGAUCCAACUGCGCUGGGUCCCCUUUCUGGGAUGGGGCCUCUGGGCCAUGGGUAUGCCGAUGGUGACCCGGAAUUGGAUGCGAGACCAGCGUGAGCUACAGCGCGUCUUCGGUGGUAUCGUACGUAGGAGAUGGCCGAUGUGGCUGAUAAGUUUCAGCGAGGCAACACGAUUUACCCCCAAGAAGUAUAACGAAUCUAUUGUUUGGUGCAAACAGAAUGGUCGCCCGCAGCCCUUGCAUUUGCUAUAUCCCCGUACUAAGGGGUUUGUCACCACCGUGCAGCAGUUAAGAGCAGCACCUCAUGUCAAAGCAGUGUAUGACUUUACCAUUGCGUAUCAGCACAAAGACAAGUUUCAUGCGGCCCCAAAUAUGUGGGAAACUCUUAAGCUCCCGGACCUUAGUGGUUCUCGAGGGUAUAAAUUCCACAUUCAUGUACGGCGAUUCCCCCUUGAAGACCUCCCCUAUACGGACGAAGACCUAGCAAAGUGGUUGGAACAAAGAUGGAUUGAGAAAGGGGAAUGGCUAGAUGCCCUGAAGACCGAAUGGGCCUCUCGAUAGAGAAAAGCAUGUGAAUUUGGCAGCCCUUGCCAGGUUCAAGUAGUAGUUUAAGGUCACGUUUAUAAUAUUAGAAUAUUCAAGCCGCGUUGGAGAAGGCAAGGACUUUAGCAACCAGUCUUGGCACCAUUCACCGAUUACCCUUUGCGUAUGACUAUGUGAUAGUUUGGAGGACGGUCUGUGUAAUUACUUGCGUCACGAGUGUGCUAGAUGCCAUUGUGUGCCAUCUUGCUGUAAGGAGCUAUCGUACAUCUCAAGGGUGUGUUCGGUUCAUGUAAGACAUAAGUACAUAGGUAGCUGUGCUAAUAGUUAUGGUAGAUACAGCCAGCGGGCCUACGUAGAGC